Molecule: messenger RNA, 1498 nt
Organism: Myripristis murdjan (pinecone soldierfish)
Lineage: Eukaryota; Metazoa; Chordata; Actinopteri; Holocentriformes; Holocentridae
Product: general transcription factor II-I repeat domain-containing protein 2-like
Exons: 1
Source: RefSeq, a predicted model, not a curated record
AUGACCGCAGUAGCUAGCCAUGCUAAUAAGAGGCAGAAAAUUUAUUAUUUUAAUGAAAAGUGGGAAGCAGAGUUUUGUUUCACAAAUGUCAACGACAAGUGUAUCUGUCUGCUCUGCGGCGCAAGCGUGUCAGUCGGUAAAAGGUGUAACGUGGAGCGCCAUUUCACCAAGGUCCACAGCAACUUUUCACGGGACUUUCCUGAGGGUAGCAGCCUACGAAAGGAGAAGAUAAAGGAGCUGAAAGCAACGCUUCAAAGACAACAGUCUCUCUUCACCAAACCUACAAAAAAGGCCAACGCCGCAACAGAGGCUUCGUUUAAAGUGGCGCACAUCUUAACGAAGCACAAAAAGGCCUUCACCGAUGGCGGGAUUGUGAAGGAGGCUAUGACCGCGGUGGCGGAAACGCUAUUCAGGGACCAUAAAAGUAAGACAGAAAUUUUGUCUGCUAUUGCCGAUGUACAACUUGGUGCAAAUACUGUCGCAAGGAGAGUGUCUGCGCUGUCUGCGGAUGCGGUUGAACAGCUGGAAUCGGACAUGAACAGGUGCAAAUGGUUUUCAAUUCAGUGUGAUGAGUCUGUGGACUCCAGUGAUAUAGCCCAGCUAGCUGUGUUCAUUCAGAUGGUGUUUGAUGACUUUUCCACCAGAGAAGAGUUUUUGACUUUACUUCCGCUGAAAACUACUACCAGGGGAGUUGAUAUUUACAAUGCAGUGAAAGACUACUUUGUAGAAAAAAAAAUCCCUGUUGAAAAGCUGGCGUCCGUGACAACCGACGGAGCACCUGCUAUGACGGGUCGUCACUCAGGAUUUAUUGCGCAGUGCAAAGCGGACCCGGACUUUCCUAAGUUUCUGAGCUAUCAUUGCAUCAUCCAUCAACAGGCUAUAUGCGCAAAAGUUAUAGGAUUUGACCAUGUCAUGACGCCUGUUGUUAAGAUCAUCAACUCCAUUCGAGCAAAGGCAAAGCAACACCGGAGCUUCAAGCUGUUCCUGGAGGAAUGCUUUGCAGAGUACGGGGAUCUCCUGCUCCACACUGAAGUCAGAUGGCUCAGUCGAGGUAAGGUACUACAGCGCUUCCUUUCCUUGCUGGGUGAAAUCAAGGCUUUUAUGGAAAUGAGGGAGGAGGAUACCAGCCUAUUAUCAGAUGCAGAGUGGCUACUUGAUCUUGCUUUUCUGGCAGAUAUAACUGAGAAAAUUAACCACCUGAACCUACAGUUACAAGGCAAAGAUAAAAACAUAUCUGACAUGAUCAGUGCUGUUAAGGCGUUCAGUGCAAAACUGUCAUUGUACAUUCAGCAAGUGAAAAACAAAAGGUUUCAGCACUUCCCCUCUGUCUCAAAGAUGUUGGAAACUCACACAGGUGCAGCCAGCGUUUUAAAUGUUUCUAAGUACUGUGACCUCUUGUCGAGGCUUGGACAGGAGUUUGCAGACAGAUUCAGUGACUUUGAGAAACUUGAGCCCUGUGUGACAUUUAAGGCCAACCCCUUCAUGGAUGUGGACAUAA